CAUUCUUGCUUUUCUCCCAUUUUUCAGAAACUUUGAAACCGUCGGGAGUUUCUAAAUACUUCGGAUUUGUGACACCUAGCUGCUCACAAGAUGGCAUGUGGGCAGGGAGAUACACGACCAAACCCGGAUUUUCUUUUUCAUCCUGUACGUACGGUGAACGUUACGGCCGGAGCCGAAUCGGUCCCUACCGAGUCCGUUAACUUGGUUGCAGCGUCGUCGAGGUUUGGAUUGGUAUUUGCAGCGUUUGAUCAGGGUGUGAAGAUCUGCACUCUUGAAGAUAUUCAAAACUGCGAUGCGGAAGAAGGACCAGGCAGCAAAGGACCUGCUGACAAUUGCCCCUUUCGUGUGCUGCCAACGACAGGACCUGUCCAUUUGGUGGCACUUAAUGCAGAUGACACUACACUGGCUGUUGGAUUGUUGCGGGAUGGCAUUCCUGUUGCCGACAUGUAUGAUGUUCGGGGCUUUGCAGGCCAGGCACUAGAGACUAGACCUAUAGCGACGGUGCGGCUCAGUGCACAGCCUGGUGUGACCUUGCAAGACUUUGCAUGGAACCCGGUGGUAUGUGAAAUGUUCGCUGUCUGCCUUGGCAAUGGCUCUGUGUCCAUCUAUGAGCUUUCUGGAGAAUCUCUCAAGAUUCUCGGCAAUAUUCCAAGCUCUGCAGGGGGCACUGCUUUGUGCUGGAGCCCCAAGGGAAAGCAGCUCGUUGUAGGCAAGAAGGAUGGCAGCCUGACCCAGUAUAAGCCGAACAUGCAAGAGGCCAAGUGCAUUCCACCACCUAUGGUCUCUGAGAACAGUGUCUUGGUUUUAAGUGUGUGUUGGCUGGCCCCUACGGUUUUUGCUGUUGUUUAUGCCCCGGCGACCCGCACAGCAGAUUCACAGGCAAACCUUGUGAUUGUGACAUUCACGAAAACAUCUCCAGUUGUCUACACUGAUUUUGGCGAACCAUGCCUGCAGACUGGGGAGCACCCAAAGGAACGCUUUUGGCUUUACCAUCAGCCAGAUUGGGGCAUCCUCAUGUGCAUGUCCAGAAACUCUAUUGAAUCUGCAGUUUUUGGAUGCAAAUCGGCUGACAAGAUGCAAUGGGAGCUCUGGGAGCUGGAUAGCCAUGGGAGAGCUGAGGUGCCUCUGAAGAACAAAGAGGAGACAUUCCCUCUGGGAAUGGCAGUUUCAUACAGUGCCCAGCGCAACAUCACAAGCAAAAUGGAGUCAUGGCCUCCAAUGCCUGUCCUUCUGGUGCUGUCAACUUGUGGAGGCCUUUCUCCAUUCCACAUGAAGAACUUAGCACGAGGAGCACCUUCUCUCGUGCGACCCCCUGAGCCACUUCUGCCAAAUGGCCAGCGCAAGCCCAUGAGCAACCCUCCACAGCCACAAAUGCAACAGGCACCACAACUGCUGGCUUCAUCCACGUCAACUGGCUUCUUGCCCGUUGGUCAUGCCGCUGCCUCUCCAGCAGCAGUUUCAGCUGCUCCUGGCAGCCGUAUCAGGAAACCAUCAGUAGGAUCUGGUGCUGCCCCUCAGCUUACAACCACAGGGGCUGCAGGAUUUCCCCCUUUCACUAGCCAGCCGUUCUCCACUGCUACUUCAUUCAUGCCUGUAGUCUCAACUUCUGCAGCAGCUGCAAUUGCCUCUGGCAACACUGCGGCAUCUACGUCGUUGUUCUCGUCAGUACAGCCCUCGUCUGCAACAACAGCAUUUUCCUUUGGCUCCAGUGGAGGUAGUGUCUUUUCAUUUGGUGCUAGUGGAGGAGGCAAUGCUUUCUCUUUUGCUCCGGCUACUGUGCCUCCAGUCACAAUGUCAACACCACCUUUGGCUGUGUCCACAACUCCAAGUCAAGGACUUUUCUCCGUGCCUAUGCCCUUAUUUUCAAGUGGAAUGACGACUUCCGCGCCACCUGCUAUAGGCUCCAUACCAUCAGUGCCAUUUACAGUACCAAGUGCAGCUCUCACCACUACACCAGCUGCUACAGUAUUCAGCGUUCCAUCUGCUGUUUCGUCCGUCUCAACCGGCUUCCUUUUCAAGCCAGCAGCAAAAGACGCUAUGGUUUCCCAGGUGUCCUCAGCUCCAGUACCAGUAGCUUCUCAACCUAUGUCAGUGGCUGCACCAAUGACUUCAGCACAGGAUACAGUUGGUCCUUCACUACAAUUGAAGACCUCCCCUCCUUCAGCGGUAGCAGCUUCAGAAAAGCCUUACAAACCGGAGCCAUCUAAGGAUGCUAUCAUUGCAGCCAUGAGUGAUGAGAUAAAAGAGUUUGGGAAGGAAGUGAAGGCUUUCAAAGAAAAAUCGCUGAGCACGGUCAUUGAGCCGGCCGGCAGUGAUGCCAGCUUGAUGAAAAUGAAGAAGCUAGGCACUGCGUUGGAGAGCACUGCCGAAUGUUUGAAGAGUGACAUGGAGAAGACUUAUUCAGAUGUGCAUGGCUUACGUAGCCUGUUAUUUGAGACCUUUGCACUGCUGGAAGAAGCUCGUACAAGGUACUUGAGAAACAGGGACCCCCAGUUUGCGGGACUUCUUCGUGAUCGAGACCUGGACCCUAUCUCAGCCAACCGACUGUCAGAGGCUCGGCGCCUGCAACGCUAUGUUAAGCAACAGCUGCAGGAGGUACACACACGCCUUGAUCUAGAUUGGGAAGAGCAGGUUGCCCACCGCAAUAACAUUAAGGAUAAGGCUGAGCUUUCAUCGGCUGAGGCUAUCUACCGUGCCUUGUGUGACUGCCGCAAUACUGCUGAGCUGCUGUCCAAAACUGUCAACUCAUUGGAAGUACGAUUGAGGAAGGCCCGGAUGGAAAGCAAGCAGAGGAAAUUGUCACCAAGACCAUACUGGAAUGAGGCCAGUGACGUGACCAGGGAAGAGGAAGUAGCUGCAUUGGCAGAUUGCCUUUUGUCAACCAGCCUUUCACUUACUCCUGGCAAAGCCAGGAGCACGGCACGGGCUAAGCCACGCAGGGCUGCCCUCAGUGCUGAGAAGAAGGCAGCUCUGGCCGAUUAUUUUGGUCACAGGGAGGUGUCUGUGAUUAAGCCUCGCGUGAUUGACAAGCAGUCAGAGUCACGCCUGCUUUCCAAGUUGGCACUGGUUCUUCAAGAGUCUAUCGCAAAUGAUCAAGCACAGAAAGAUGAGCAGGCAACCCAGCCUUCUGUCACAACAUCAGAUGGUCAGCAGCACGGGUCAUUCCUGACACUUUCAACUCCUGCAAAGUCAACCACAUCAUCAGAGACUAAGGAUGUCAUAAUGACACCAAAACCGUUCGGGCUCACAGAAGGGGCCACGCAGUCAUUCCGUACAUCACCUCUUGUACGUACUGAAGCAGCAGCAUCAAGUGGUGUUCCGUCUGGCACUACAUUAGCACGAACCAUACCCCCAGAGGCACCUCGAUUGCCACUGACGAAGGUGAUUGAGGUAUCAGUGCAACCCAGCAGCAGUGAUUCAGACCACAAGGGCUCAGCAGCACUUACUGCAAUGCGUCUUCGUGACCACAGUGACCUAACCAUUACGCCACUGACCAUGGCACCACCAGAGAUCUCGUCAGCAGCUGUUACGACUGUAGUGACAAAGCCACUUCCAACUCGCUCAGAGGCCAUAGUCACCUCCAAGGAGGCUGGUUCACCUUCUCCUUUCACAGCACCUAUGACGCAGCCUGAAUUCAAGUUCAAGUUUGUCGGGCAAGGUUCAUCAGGUGCAACCACACUUCCUUCAGCUUUCUCUUUUGGGUUUGCAAGUAGCGCACCUGGUGUCUCUGGUGCUUCAGCCCAGGCUCCCAUCUUCAGCUCUGCCAAGCCCACUGUGGUACCGUCAGCGACAGCAGCAUCAACUGGCUUCAAGUUUGGUGACACACACACGUCCAAGCCUGGUUUCGUGGCGGUCAAGCCAUCUUCAGGCCCAACUUUCAUGCCUGUUUCACAGGCAUCCGCCCUCCCAUCUGUAGCUGUCAGUGAAGAGAGGGCUUCAAAUGAUGGGGGGCCAAAAGGAAAUGCAGAGCCACUGUAUGAAGAUGUGACACCUCCAUUGUCUCCCGCACCAGAACAGGGGAGUGAAGCUGUAGUUUCUACUACGCACGUUCCCACCUCCAGUGCAGUGUCAUCACUCCCAUCUGCAGUGCCAGCAGCAGGGCAAGCACCAGCACCAGCGCCAUUCUUUUCUUUUGCGAAAACCACAACGUCAGCGCCACCAUUCGCGGGCUUUGGUGUGGCCAGCUCUGGACCCCUUUUCAAGCAUGGCUUCGACCAGCAAGGCACAACACCUGUGAAGUCACUGUUCGGCAAUACCAGUGUGUCGUCAGUGUCAUCUGCUGCAGCAGCCUUCAAUUUUACCCUGUCAUCUGCCAAAGACAAGCCCACAACUGGUACACCUACAACUGGUAGUGUCUUUGCACCACUUCAAUCCAAGGUUGCUGGCUCUGAGGACAUGCACUUCCCAUCUGGUGCAGCACUGCCUUCCAAAGACAAUUCUGUGAAAGAUGCUGCAAAGCCCCAACUGUCAUUUCUUCCAUUUGGGUCAUCUGGCUUAAAGCAGUCUGCGGCCAGCAGCGCUGGUAUCUCUGGGACACAGGUGACUGUUUCCACGUCACCAUUCCAGCCAAUUUCAUCCGUAGCAAGUCAGCCGGAAAGUCUCAACCUCACAGCCACCACUACUUUUCCUGCUGUUGUGUCAGAAGCCCAAGCACUUCCAAAGGCAGCCUCCAAUGACUCAAGUCAGAUGCAUGCUGUUUCCUCUACGGUUGCAGCUUCCAUGUCAGAAACACCUAGCAUUGCAUCUUCUGCUCCACACGUAUCCCCGUCCAGCCAGGCUUCAUCACCAACAGGAACUUUGCCAAGUAUGCAAGCUAAUGUUGCAGCUCAAGUUGUUCCUACUACACCAAGCCCACUUCAGUCUCCGUCUGUACCUGCUGAACCAGGAGUAGCAGCACCUGUUGCUUGCACUGAAACUGUGUUUGGGCAAGGGCCUUCGUCAGUACUUACAGUGGCGCCUAUGGCGAAAACAACUGGCACUGUAGUGUUUGGCCAGCCAGCUACGCCUACACCUGUAGCGGUAUCAACCGCACCUUCUUUUGGGUUAGGUUCUGCUACCACACCAUUCAUAAGCCCGGUUUUUGGCAGCCAGGCUGUUACAACUUCGAGCCAAUCGCCUGCACAGACGGGAACAACUGCAGUUACCACUCCUGCAUUUAGUCAGGCUCCCACAACAACCACUGAGGCUUCACCUGCUCCUGUUCCACAUGCCUUCAACAUGCCACAGGUGACAGUGGCAUCAUCAACUGCUCCACUGUCUUUUGGAGCACAGCAAACAGUUGCCGCCACCACCACCACCACCGCAUCAGUGCAAUCAACAUUUGGCCAGGCAGCUGCCACCACACCAACAGCACCAGUGUCAGCACCAUCUUUGUUUGGACAUUCAACUGCUGGUGCUGGUACAAAUGUGUCAACAAUUUUUGGUGCCACGACAACAUCAGCUGCAUCUGCAACUAGCACACCUUCCAUUUUUGGUGGAACAACGUUCACCUCAUCUACAACACCAGCUACCACAUCAUCGUUCUGGAAGCCAGUGGCAUCUGCUGCCCCCAUGUUUGCACAGUCUUCGGCUGGACAAUCAGUCUUUGGACAGGCACCAACAACAGCAGCCUCUCCUUUUGGUCAACAAGGGGUGACAACACCGAGUUUUGGCCAAACAGGUGGAUUUGCCUUUGGCCAGACAGGAGCAGCGUCGACUGCAGCAAGCACUUCUCCCUUUGGCCAGAUGGUCCCAACAACUGCUACAGGAGGCACAAGCGCCUCUUUGUUCGGGCAGAAGUCUUCAUUUGGCUCAGCUUCUGGACAGACACCUUCCUUGUUUGGUCAAAGCCUCUUUGGCCAGUCCAGUGCUCCAACAUUUGGCCAGCCGCAGGCUGCGAGCACCUUUGGUCAGCAGUCGCAAGAACAGCAACAGCAAGGAAGUGGCUCGACUCUGUUUGGUGGAGGUGGCUCUGGUUUCCUCUCUGGCCUUGGAGCAAAGCCAGCGACAGAUGCCUCUGGCAAGAAUGUGUUUGGCGGCUCAUCAUCCUUCACUUCUGCUGGGCAAACCACGAAUCUCUUCGGGAACCAAGGAGCAACCUCCUUUAAGUCAUCCACCUUUGGAAGCUCAAUGGGCAGCGGCGCCUUCUCUGGGAGUGGCAGUUUUAGCAUGGGCGGUGGAAGUGUAGCGCAGUCAGGUUUUGGAGCAUUCCAACAGCAACAACAGCAGCAGCCACCGCAGACACCCCCAAAGACAGCCUUUGGAGGCCCACCAGCAUUCGGGGGCAGCCCUACAUUUGGUGGACCUCCACAGUUCGGUGGAUCGCCAACAUUUGGUGGCAGCCCAUCAUUUGGCGGUGCAGCCACAUUCGGAGCUGCAUCUGCACCCCAGCAGUCUCCUCAAACGCAGCAGUCUGGUUUCAUGAUGUUCGGUAAUGUAGAAGGUCCAACUUUUGGAGGCUUAGCUGCACAGAGCAGCCCUCAGCAGCCAGGAAUGGGCUUUGGAGGCGGAUUCGGCUCUCCAAGUUUUGGAGGUUCUGCUCCCGGUUUUGGAAAUCGGAGCGGUCAGCAAGGAAGUCCGGCACCAGCUUUCUCGCAGUGGCGCAACUGAAGUUUUCAAGAGGUUCGCUGUGUUUGUGUACCUGGGCAUGGGACAUUGCUGCUUUGCCUUGCUGACAAACUCUCUUACAGCAGGUUUCGCUUGCCCCCGCGCGAGCGCAUGGGAAGUGGUGCUUUGUACAUCUGUUCUGAGCGAAUAGUUGUCAUUUUGAACGAGAAAGAAGUAUUUACUGUGAUGUACAAGUAAAACUGCUUUAAAUAAAAAAUACAAUAAUAAAACC
Messenger RNA from Rhipicephalus sanguineus (brown dog tick), 6817 nucleotides. RefSeq names its product nuclear pore complex protein Nup214 (gene Nup214). Gene Ontology annotation, biological process: protein import into nucleus; RNA export from nucleus. Gene Ontology annotation, molecular function: structural constituent of nuclear pore; protein binding. Gene Ontology annotation, cellular component: nuclear pore. Lineage: Eukaryota; Metazoa; Arthropoda; Arachnida; Ixodida; Ixodidae. Bases 91 to 6588 code for a protein of 2165 amino acids. The record is from RefSeq and is a predicted model, not a curated record. The transcript is spliced from 33 exons.